AAAGUCCUGCCAAAGUCUUUGGAUUCCCAUCAUCGACGUCUACUGCAGAGCAAUUUUUCGUUUCUUAAUUUGGACACAUUAUUGGAAGCGUUAUAGAGUGAGAGAUUCGUUGUUCCCUUGCGUUUUUCUUUUUGUUGGGGAGAUAACCUUGGAUAGACCUUGACGACUAUAUAGGGAGCCUCGGAGUCAGAAAAGAAGCCCAUACUCUGAUACUCAGGCGGAGCAUCAAAAGGUUAGUUGGGCCAUGGAACAAGGACCACCUCCGCCAGCAGAAGCACCAAGCGCUUACCCUUACCCUUACCCACCCUCGGGCUUGGCUUAUGCUAAUCCUGGUUCGGUGAUUGGCCCUCAGUACUGCUGCCCUCAACCUGUUGAUCUAGCUAUCGUCAGAAAGGUUUUGACCAUUACGGAGGGCAAUUUCGCUGUCACGGACAUGAAUGGAAAUAUCAUGUUCAAAAUCAAAGGCAAAUUUUUAAGCAUCCACGACCGCCGACUCUUACUUGAUGCUGCCGGAAAUCCCAUCUGCACUCUUCGACCCAAGAUAAUGACUGUUCAUGAUAGAUGGCAAAUUUUCAGGGGAGAAAGCACUGAAGAAAAAGAUGUCAUCUUCACUGUUAAGCGAUCAUCACUGAUCCAACUCAAGACCAAAUUGUAUGUGUUCUUGGCAAACAACCAAAAAGAGGAUGUUUGUGAUUUCAGGGUGGAAGGUAGUUGGCUGGAAAGAUCCUGCGUCGUAUAUUCUGGAGACUCUAACACAAUCCUGGCUCAAAUGCACAAAAAGCACAGCGUUGAAGGCGUGUUGCUCGGAAAGGACAAGUUUAUGGUCACGGUGUAUCCCAACGUGGAUUAUGCCUUCAUUGUGGCGCUCAUCGCGAUCCUUGACGGGAUUAACAAAGAAAGCGAUUCGGAGUGAUGGGAAUUUCAGAUGCAGACAUCAUAAUUUAAUUCAGCAAUCUUUAUGUACUAAAACUAGAAGCUAUAACUGUGUCAGUGUGUUAGAAUAAGGGAAGCGUUACUGCGUCGUUGAUGCUUUGGUUUGUUCUCUAAUUAGGAGUAUUUGCUGUCGGGUAAUUACCUUAAUUUUGGCUUUUCACUGCAAUAAACAUAUUAUUAAUCAAGAUGCCUACUGGCUGCUUCACUGUUU
Messenger RNA from Theobroma cacao (cacao), 1144 nucleotides. RefSeq names its product protein LURP-one-related 10-like. NCBI's taxonomy places the organism in Eukaryota, Viridiplantae, Streptophyta, Magnoliopsida, Malvales, Malvaceae. The record is from RefSeq and is a predicted model, not a curated record.